AUGGAAUUAAAACCAGAAACUAAAAUUAAUUUUUAUAAAAUUCCAGUUGGAAUUUUUAAUAAUAUUUAUAUAUUAAAUAUAUUAUGUUUUUUAAUUUUAUUCUUUGCAGCUAUUAUUUUCUUUGAUAAUUUUGAGAUUAAAAAGAAAAAAUUAAAAAAAUUACAAAAACAACAACAUGAAGAACAAGACCAACAACAAAAAUCAAUUAAUUUAAAAAAACACUUGGAAUUGGAAAAACAAGUUGAAGAAUUAGGAAAUGAAAAUAAAAUUAAUAAUAAUAAUCAAAAUAUUAAUAAUAAUAAACAAUUAAAUUUUCAAAUUCCUGAUGAUGUUUCAAAUUUGGAUGAACCAAUUUUUGUUCCAGAACCAUCAACACCAAAAUCAUUAAAUCAAUCACAUUUUAAUAUUAAAAUCAAAAAGAUUGGUUUAAAUGAAGAACUCCAAAAAGAAGAAGAACAUCAACUUUUACCAAUUUAUGAACAUUCUAUUGGUCCUUCCUCAUGUUGUUCAUCACAAUUACAAAAUUUAAAUAAUAUUCAUAGUUUUUAUUCAUCACCAUCACAACCAUCAUCAUCAUCAUCUACACCAAAUGAAUAUUCACCAAAUAUUAAUUCAUUUCAACCAAUUAUUGAUAUAAAUAAUAAUAAUAAUAACAAUAAUUUUAAUAAUAAUAAUAUAAUUACUUCAAAUUUAUUACCAAUUUCAGAAUCAACAACAAUUCAAUUAAAUAAAAUUAUUAAAAUUAAUAAAAAAGAUUUUAAUAAUGAAUAUGGUUUUAUAAGUGGUAAUAAAUGUAUUUUUACAAAUUUUAAUUCACCAUUAUUAAAAGAAUUAAAUAAUAAUCAUUGGGAAAGAAUUAUACCAGAAGAUAUUCAAGAAGUUUUAUUUGAUUUUAAAUUUAAUACUAUUAUUCAACCAUUUUCAUUUCCAAAAUCUGUUAAAACAAUUAUAUUUGGUCAAUAUUUUAAUCAAACCAUUGAAAGGGAUCAAUUACCACCAAAUCUUUUAAAACUUUAUUUUGGAAAUUCUUUUACCAAUGGUGGUUGUAAUUUUGCAAAAUACUCAAUGCCUUCAAAAAUUGAAGAAUUGGGUUUUGGUCAUAGUUUCCACAGAGAAUUAGAUGAAAAUACCGUUCCUUUAUCAGUGAGAAAAUUACAAUUGGGUUGUUAUAUCCAAUAUGCAAAAAGAGAUGAAUUUUUCGGAUAUUGUGGUCGUGGUGGUUAUGAACCAAUUUUAAAAAAAGUUGGAAAAAUUCCAACACAUAUUGAAUAUUUGAGUAUGGGAAAUUGUUUUAAUGAAAAAUUGGAAAAUAUUCCAAAAUCUGUGAAUUUAAUUUUUGUAAAAAGCAACUAUAAAUAUUUUGACGAUGAUAAAAGAUUUUUAGAAAAAAGAGCAAACCAAAAUUGUAUUAUAUAA
Molecule: messenger RNA, 1416 nt
Organism: Dictyostelium discoideum AX4
Lineage: Eukaryota; Evosea; Eumycetozoa; Dictyosteliales; Dictyosteliaceae
Exons: 2
Coding region: 1-1416 (471 amino acids)
Source: RefSeq, a predicted model, not a curated record